This is a messenger RNA of Paramecium sonneborni, 1185 nucleotides long. The record is from the annotation of a GenBank genome assembly. Lineage: Eukaryota; Ciliophora; Oligohymenophorea; Peniculida; Parameciidae.
CCGUUUUUAAUGAAAUAAGUCAUUUUCCUUAUUAUGCUCAUUGUUUUGAGUCAAUAAACUUCCUUGUCUUCAAAAGUUGAUGCUGUGAUGACACAAAUGGAUAAAAUGACACUUAAAAAUGAUUUUUCAAAAUAAUUAGCUAGCUUAAUUGAACUCAAAAUGUUAUAAAGUUCAUAUGUAGAAGAAGUAUUAAAAGAAAUUAAGCUCAUCAGAGAUUAAUUAAUUGCAGAUUAAACUAUUGAAGAUCAAGAAUUUGCCAAAGUACUAAUAAUAUUUAUCUUAUCUAGAAAAUUGGAUAAUUAAAUGUUGAAAUUGAAAUUUUGGAAAUCUAAACUGAAAAAUUAGCCAAAGAAUUACAAAGACUCAAUCAGUAAAUUGCAGAUUUAAAUGAAGAUAUAAGCAAAUUAAUAGGCACACAACAAUCUUAAGAAAAAUAAUUAUAAACUUUGGGUUCUAAAGAAGAAGAUAUCAGAAAUCAAUAUAAAUUAGAAAUAGAAACAAUAUCAGUAAUUCUAAUUAAUAUUCAUAGCAAAGAACAACCAAUAAUAUUAAAUCAAUUGAUGGAUUAAAUGAAAUGAUUGGAAAACUUUAAUAAGCUGUAUUUGCUGAAUAAAGUAAAACAACAAUCCUCUCAUAAUAACAUACUAAAUAAUAUGUUGAUUAACUUGCUAAUUCAUUAGGUCCAAAUCAUCCAAUUACAGCACUUGUUGCAGUAACUACAAAGUAUUCUAUUGUAUUAUUUUAGAUUUGAUGUUCCAACAGUUACUAGAAUUAUAUAAUUACUUGAAAACAUUAGAGAUCAAAGAAUCCAAGAAAAUUCUGGUGCAAAUGAAUAUAUUGCUAAAGUUACCUAAUCAUAUGAUGUAACUCUUAAAGAAGUAACUGAAGUUAGAGAAAGACUAAGUGCUGAUUAUUCAAGAACUGUUGUUACCUUAAAAAGAAGAAAUGAAGAUAAUGUAUUACCAUUCAUAUCUUUAGGCAUUAUCUACUAAAAGCAGAAAUCAAAUCUAAAAAGAUUUACCUAUUGCAUUAGAUUUACUCUAAUAAUAUAGAAAUGAAAGAGAAAUUGUCUAAUCAAAUUACAAUUUAAGAACUGCUAAAAGAGAUAAUGAAGUUAAAAUUAUCACAUAAGCAUAUACUAUAGUUGCGUAAUAAGUUAAAGUUUGAAUAAUUUUACAAAAAAAC